AUGAAGUUACUGUAUCUACAAACUGUGCUGCAAGGCUUCGACGUGGACUACAACCCGCAACUGACGUUACUCGAAAUGCCGGAAUUGACCACUGCCGUUCGUGUCUCAAUACGGCACAACCCGUUGCUGACAGGGCCCCUCUACUUUGAUAAGCUCACCGAUGCCAGCAUCCUAAUCGAUGGCAAUGAGAAACUGGAAGGCGGGUUGGACUUCCCAGUGCUUACGACGUGUAUUGUGUUACUGGUGCACAGCUGUCCCGUGACAAGUGUAUCGGCCAACAGUCUUGCGCUCAUGACCGAGUCCAGUAUGGAGUACAACAGAGUAUCCCUUAUGCUGGAAUAUGUACUGUUGCAGAGUGACACAACCAGCAAUUCGCUGAUCUCGAUCAAAGACACAAUGGUGACGCAAGUGGCGUUUCAUAGUCUCCUGAGUGGCAGUGAUAUCAUUUUAGAAGGCAACAAGCUCUUGGACCAGCUUCAGUUUACGCAGUUGGUGAGUCUCACAGGGCAGCUCACGGUGGGCGACUGUAACCACUCGACGCUGUAUCUGCCAGCGCUGUACUACGCCUCUAAUAUCACCGUCUUGCGCAAUGUUCACAUUGAGAAUAUCACGUUUCCAGCCCUUGCUCCAUCCCACACUUACAGAGCUCGCCGCCUUGAAGUCUCUAACUGUCGUAGGCAACCCAAAGCUGACAAACUUGUACCUACCCAAACUAACAUUCUUUGAGGGGGAAUCGUACGACGUGAUAGUAAUCAUGAACGAUAAUCUCUGCUUGGACGAGUCCAUGUUUGACGGUUUCACCAACGGCUCGUGUGUGGUUGCCAAUCAGGAAAUUUACAAUUCAAUAAUUAUUGACACGCUUUUGCCGAGUAAUUCAACUUUUGCGCCGGAUUGCGGCGGGGUGUGUUGUGAUAUGUCGAUUGUAUCGAAUAUUACGAACAUAUGCGAACUGGGAGAUACAGAUAAUCUGAAGCAAUGAUUUUUUCAGUAAGGAAAAGGGUGGUGGGUGGAGAGGGGGAGAGUAGGAGAUGGUGACCGAUGUAGUGAUGGCAUAAUGAAAUAUGAGUACGUAUUUGCAAAGACGAUAUGUAACACUCAAGUAAUAUAAAUUAGUUAAUAAAUAAAUUCUAACCCCUA
Messenger RNA from Sphaeroforma arctica JP610, 1137 nucleotides. RefSeq lists its product as hypothetical. The coding region runs from base 1 to 726 and encodes 241 amino acids. Lineage: Eukaryota; Ichthyosporea; Ichthyophonida. The transcript has 5 exons. The record is from RefSeq and is a predicted model, not a curated record.